Phalaenopsis equestris is the source of this 1997-nucleotide messenger RNA. RefSeq names its product endoglucanase 24-like. The record is from RefSeq and is a predicted model, not a curated record. The transcript has 7 exons. Gene Ontology annotation, molecular function: hydrolase activity, hydrolyzing O-glycosyl compounds. Gene Ontology annotation, biological process: carbohydrate metabolic process. NCBI's taxonomy places the organism in Eukaryota, Viridiplantae, Streptophyta, Magnoliopsida, Asparagales, Orchidaceae. The coding region runs from base 259 to 1833 and encodes 524 amino acids.
UUUCAGCUGGGCUGUCUGGAGAACAGAAAAUGCCCCCUAAACAAACCGAAUUAAUGUCGCCGUCGUCUUCUUUGUCGGUGGCUGAUGGUAUGGGUUUCUCCUAUUAGUUGGCAAUGACACAGAGAUAAUUUAGAUCCAGAUCUCAGGCGUUACCCGGGGGAGAAAGCCGUCGCUCAGUUUAUCAAACCCUAGAUCUCUCCUUCAUUUUUAGCUACUUUUCUGCCCCAAUGCGGACCUGAUCCGAAACUCUUGUGGAGAAUGGGGGCGGGGAAGUACACGAAGGGCUGUACUGGUUGGCUGAUCGUUCUUAUCGUCGCUGCUUUGUUGGUCACAGCCAUCGUGGUUGGUCUGAGAAGGAAGGCUCACCAUUCUGAUAUGGGACCGGUUCCCGGGCCGCCGGGAGCUGUAACGCAGAAAUAUGCCGAUGCUCUCUCAGUUGCUCUCCAGUUCUUCCAAGUGCAGAAAUCUGGUAAGCUAGUGAAUAACAAGAUUAGCUGGCGAGGGGAUUCGGCUUUGAAUGACGGGAGUGAGGCUGGGUUGGAUUUAUCGAAAGGAAUGUAUGACGCUGGGGAUCACAUAAAGUUUGGAUUUCCUAUGGCUUUUACUGCGACGGUGCUAUCUUGGGCUAUUCUUGAGUAUGGAGAUCAGAUGAGCUCGGUGAACCAGUUGGACUCUGCUCAAGAUUCUCUCAAGUGGAUCACUGAUUAUUUGAUCAAUGCUCAUCCUUCUGAUAGCGUUUUAUAUAUUCAGGUUGGAGAUCCUGAUCUCGACCACCAAUGCUGGCAGAGGCCUGAAGAAAUGACAGAGAAAAGGCCUCUUUUACAAAUUAACAAGAAAAAUCCUGGAACAGAGGUGGCCGCAGAAACUGCUGCAGCCAUGGCUGCCGCUUCAUUGGUUUUUAAAAGCAUAAAUGCUUCCUACUCUGAUCUUCUUCUUCAACAUGCUCAAAAACUAUUCACUUUUGCUGAUGACCGCAGAGUUUCUUACAUUAUUAGCUUUCCAAAACUUGCGAAGUUUUAUAACUCUACUGGUUAUAAGGAUGAGCUCUUGUGGGCUGCGAGCUGGCUUUAUCACGCCACUGGGGAUCAGUCUUAUUUGAGUUAUGUAACGGUACAAAAUGGAGAGACAUUUGCUGAUUGGGGAAGACCUACGUGGUUUAGUUGGGAUGACAAGCGUUCCGGAACACAGGUUCUUUUAUCAAGAUUAAAUUUAUUUGGGGCCAAGGAAUCCACUAAUGCAGAGAACAAAGGCCUCCAGAUGUACCGAAAAACAUCUGAAGCUAUAAUGUGUGGCCUUUUACCAGAUACCCCAACAUCCACAUCCAGCAGGACAGAUGGGGGGCUCUUGUGGAUCGAUCAAUGGAAUGCACUUCAACACCCAGUUGCUGCUUCAUUCCUCGCUCUGCUUUAUAGUGAUUACAUGCUAACCUCUAGGACGCCUUCCUUUUCUUGCAAUGGGGCCACCUUUUCAUCUUCAGAUCUGCGCAAAUUCGCAAUGGCACAGGCUGAUUAUAUAUUGGGCGAUAAUCCGAUGGCGAUGAGCUAUCUCGUCGGUUACGGCGAUAAAUACCCACAACAAGUACACCAUAGAGGAGCUUCGAUCCCCGCUUCCGCGAACACCGGUUGUAAGGGCUUCCAAUGGCUCAAAUCUCCAAACCCCAAUCCGAAUGUUGCCGUCGGAGCUCUUGUCGGCGGUCCCUUCAAAAACGACUCAUACAUUGACAACAGAAACAACUCCAUGCAAUCCGAGCCCACCACCUACAACAGCGCCGCUCUGGUCGGCUUGCUUUCUGGUCUGGUCACCUCUUCCUCUGUGGUACUUUCUUUCAGCUAAGCUCCUGUUUUUGCUAUCUUUUUUCUGAGAUUGUGUACAGGCCAUGCAUGGUGUAAUAUGUAAGAAUUUGCAUGCAGUUUAGAGAGCAGAAAGAAAGCUAUUUAUUUAUUUGUUUCAAGGUUUAUGAAGCUUGGUAGAUGCCAAGGAUAACUUGGAAUUGAAUU